GGGCGCGCGGCAGGGCGCGCGGCAGGGCGCGAGAGCGCGCCCCCGGCGGCGGCGGCGGCGACUGUUGCGGGGCGGCGGGGAACAUUGGCUAAGGCGACAGUGGAGGCUUAGGCACCGGUGGCGGGCGGCUGCGGUUCCUGGUGCUGCUCGGCGCGCGGCCAGCUUUCGGAACGGAACGCUCGGCGUCGCGGGCCCCGCCCGGAAAGUUUGCCGUGGAGUCGCGACCUCUUGGCCCGCGCGGCCCGGCAUGAAGCGGCGUUGAGGAGCUGCUGCCGCCGCUUGCCGCUGCCGCCGCCGCCGCCGCCUGAGGAGGAGCUGCAGCACCCUGGGCCACGCCGAUGACUACUGCAAACUGUGGCGCCCACGACGAGCUCGACUUCAAACUCGUCUUUGGCGAGGACGGGGCGCCGGCGCCGCCGCCCCCGGGCUCGCGGCCUGCAGAUCUUGAGCCAGAUGAUUGUGCAUCCAUUUACAUCUUUAAUGUAGAUCCACCUCCAUCUACUUUAAACACACCACUUUGCUUACCACAUCAUGGAUUACCGUCUCACUCUUCUGUUUUGUCACCAUCGUUUCAGCUCCAAAGUCACAAAAACUAUGAAGGAACUUGUGAGAUUCCUGAAUCUAAAUAUAGCCCAUUAGGUGGUCCCAAACCCUUUGAGUGCCCAAGUAUUCAAAUUACAUCUAUCUCUCCUAACUGUCAUCAAGAAUUAGAUGCACAUGAAGAUGACCUACAGAUAAAUGACCCAGAACGGGAAUUUUUGGAAAGGCCUUCUAGAGAUCAUCUCUAUCUUCCUCUUGAGCCAUCCUACCGGGAGUCUUCUCUUAGUCCUAGUCCUGCCAGCAGCAUCUCUUCUAGGAGUUGGUUCUCUGAUGCAUCUUCUUGUGAAUCGCUUUCACAUAUUUAUGAUGAUGUGGACUCAGAGUUGAAUGAAGCUGCGGCCCGAUUUACCCUUGGAUCCCCUCUGACUUCUCCUGGUGGCUCUCCAGGGGGCUGCCCUGGAGAAGAAACUUGGCAUCAACAGUAUGGACUUGGACACUCAUUAUCACCCAGGCAAUCUCCUUGCCACUCUCCUAGAUCCAGUGUCACUGAUGAGAAUUGGCUGAGCCCCAGGCCAGCCUCAGGACCCUCAUCAAGGCCCACAUCCCCCUGUGGGAAACGGAGGCACUCCAGUGCUGAAGUUUGUUAUGCUGGGUCCCUUUCACCCCAUCACUCACCUGUUCCUUCUCCUGGUCACUCCCCCAGGGGAAGUGUGACAGAAGAUACGUGGCUCAAUGCUUCUGUCCAUGGUGGGUCAGGCCUUGGCCCUGCAGUUUUUCCAUUUCAGUACUGUGUAGAGACUGACAUCCCUCUCAAAACAAGGAAAACUUCUGAAGAUCAAGCUGCCAUACUACCAGGAAAAUUAGAGCUGUGUUCAGAUGACAAAGGGAGUUUAUCACCAGCCCGGGAGACUUCAAUAGAUGAUGGCCUUGGAUCUCAGUAUCCUUUAAAGAAAGAUUCAUGUGGUGAUCAGUUUCUUUCAGUUCCUUCACCCUUUACCUGGAGCAAACCAAAGCCUGGCCACACCCCUAUAUUUCGCACAUCUUCAUUACCUCCACUAGACUGGCCUUUACCAGCUCAUUUUGGACAAUGUGAACUGAAAAUAGAAGUGCAACCUAAAACUCAUCAUCGAGCCCAUUAUGAAACUGAAGGUAGCCGAGGGGCAGUAAAAGCAUCUACUGGGGGACAUCCUGUUGUGAAGCUCCUGGGCUAUAACGAAAAGCCAAUAAAUCUACAAAUGUUUAUUGGGACAGCAGAUGAUCGAUAUUUACGACCUCAUGCAUUUUACCAGGUGCAUCGAAUCACUGGGAAGACAGUCGCUACUGCAAGCCAAGAGAUAAUAAUUGCCAGUACAAAAGUUCUGGAAAUUCCACUUCUUCCUGAAAACAAUAUGUCAGCCAGUAUUGAUUGUGCAGGUAUUUUGAAACUCCGCAAUUCAGAUAUAGAACUUCGAAAAGGAGAAACUGAUAUUGGCAGAAAGAAUACUAGAGUACGACUUGUGUUUCGUGUACACAUCCCACAGCCCAGUGGAAAAGUCCUUUCUCUGCAGAUAGCCUCUAUACCCGUUGAGUGCUCCCAGCGGUCUGCUCAAGAACUUCCUCAUAUUGAGAAGUACAGUAUCAACAGUUGUUCUGUAAAUGGAGGUCAUGAAAUGAUUGUGACUGGAUCUAAUUUUCUUCCAGAAUCCAAAAUCAUUUUUCUUGAAAAAGGACAAGAUGGACGACCUCAGUGGGAAGUAGAAGGGAAGAUAAUCAGGGAAAAAUGUCAAGGGGCUCACAUUGUCCUUGAAGUUCCUCCAUAUCAUAACCCAGCAGUUACAGCUGCAGUGCAGGUGCACUUUUAUCUUUGCAAUGGCAAGAGGAAAAAAAGCCAGUCUCAACGUUUUACUUAUACACCAGUUUUGAUGAAGCAUGAACACAGAGAAGAGACUGAUUUGUCUUCAGUUCCAUCUUUGCCUGUGCCUCAUCCUGCUCAGACCCAGAGGCCUUCCUCUGAUUCAGGGUGUUCACAUGACAGUGUACUGUCAGGACAGAGAAGUUUGAUUUGUUCCAUCCCACAAACAUAUGCAUCCAUGGUGACCUCAUCCCAUCUGCCACAGUUGCAGUGUAGAGAUGAGAGUGUUAGUAAAGAACAGCAUAUGAUUCCUUCUCCAAUUGUACACCAGCCUUUUCAAGUCACACCAACACCUCCUGUGGGGUCUUCCUAUCAGCCUAUGCAAAGUAAUGUUGUGUACAAUGGACCAACUUGUCUUCCUAUUAAUGCUGCCUCUAGUCAAGAAUUUGAUUCAGUUUUGUUUCAGCAGGAUGCAACUCUUUCUGGUUUAGUGAAUCUUGGCUGUCAACCACUGUCAUCCAUACCAUUUCAUUCUUCAAAUUCAGGCUCAACAGGACAUCUCUUAGCCCAUACACCUCAUUCUGUGCAUACCCUGCCUCAUCUGCAAUCAAUGGGAUAUCAUUGUUCAAAUACAGGACAAAGAUCUCUUUCUUCUCCAGUGGCUGACCAGAUUACAGGUCAGCCUUCGUCUCAGUUACAACCUAUUACAUAUGGUCCUUCACAUUCAGGGUCUGCUACAACAGCUUCCCCAGCAGCUUCUCAUCCCUUGGCUAGUUCACCGCUUUCUGGGCCACCAUCUCCUCAGCUUCAGCCUAUGCCUUACCAAUCUCCUAGCUCAGGAACUGCCUCAUCACCGUCUCCAGCCACCAGAAUGCAUUCUGGACAGCACUCAACUCAAGCACAAAGUACGGGCCAGGGGGGUCUUUCUGCACCUUCAUCCUUAAUAUGUCACAGUUUGUGUGAUCCAGCUUCAUUUCCACCUGAUGGGGCAACUGUGAGCAUUAAACCUGAACCAGAAGAUCGAGAGCCUAACUUUGCAACCAUUGGUCUGCAGGACAUCACUUUAGAUGAUGACCAAUUUAUAUCUGACUUGGAACACCAGCCAUCAGGUUCAGCAGAGAAAUGGCCUAACCACAGUGUGCUCUCAUGUCCAGCUCCUUUCUGGAGAAUCUAGAGGUGAACGAGAUAAUUGGGAGAGACAUGUCCCAGAUUUCUGUUUCCCAAGGAGCAGGGGUGAGCAGGCAGGCUCCCCUCCCAAGUCCUGAGUCCCUGGAUUUAGGAAGAUCUGAUGGGCUCUAACAGUGCUUACUGCAGCCUUGUGUCCACCACCAACUUCUCACCAUGUUUCUCUCCUUGGACCUUGGGUUUCCAACUGUGCAGCCUUCAGGUCUGGGGCCAGGAGUGGGACCCACCAUUUGUGGGGAAAGUAGCAUUCCUCCACCUCAGGCCUUGGGUAAAUUUGGCAAAAGAACAGGAACAGCAUAGGCUGUUUGAGUUUUGGGGAAAUGAGCUUUGCUUUUUAUAUUUAACUAGGAUACUUUUAUAUGAUGGGUGCUUUGAGUGUGAAUGCAGCAGGCUCUCUUGUUUCCGAGGUGCUGCUUUUGCAGGUGACCUGGUUACUUAGCUAGGAUUGGUGAUUUGUACUGCUUUAUGGUCAUUUGAAGGGCCCUUUAGUUUUUAUGAUAAUUUUUAAAAUAGGAACUUUUGAUAAGACCUUCUAGAAGCAAAAAAAAAGAAAAAAGAAAAAGAAAAAAAAAAGAAAAGAAAAAAAGAAAAAGAAAAAAAAUCCCAAGCCCACACCUAUGCCUCAGAAAGUCAGCAUGUGUCCUGAAGACGUUCAUAGAUUUAUAGGAAAUAAAGCCAAAUGUAGCUCAUACCUCUUUAUAAAACUAAACUGUUGUUAGAUAAAAUGAGAAGAGACCAUUCCAUCAUUGAAGUGUUGGAAUAUAAAAAGACAUUCCAGAGCAUAGCCUUUUGGUAACUUUCUAGGUAAUCUUGCAAUCUCUCCAUACUGGCUCCAUAUUGAAAUUGCUUUUUCCCUCAGGACCCUGGGUAAGAUGGCUACAUUUAAGGUGACUCUGAAUGGUGGGGUUCUAGCUUGGUCACUUUCAUUUCUUGCCAUCAUAAAAACUAGUAGGCUGUGGAGUGCGCUUCCUGUUUGUGUCAUCUGGUCCUAGAACCUUUUCCAAACAGAAGCAUCUGCCUUUGGCUGUUCUGUGACCUUUGGAGCCAGUCUCAGUGGUUUAGGCAGCUUUGCAGUUCUAACUCUUCUCUAGAGGCCAGGCUGUGUGCAGAGCUAAAGCACAAAUGAGCAGUACAUCAGCAUGGGCAGAGAAAAUACAGGACUCCAGAUGGGAAGGUUUUAAGAGUCACACUGGCAUGGAAGGCUUAUCUGCCAUUCUGUUUAUAGCCUGAAAUGAUUCUGGCCUACCCUGUCCUGUCUGUAUGAUCUAAAAACCAGCCUUUUCCCCAGAAGGCUCUGAGCACAUCCAGAAGUGAUAACCUGACCUUCCACACCAAAGACACCCUGGUGCUGCUGCUGGUGAGACUGGUGUCCAAGGCAGGGCCCAGCAGAAACUGCAGCCUGCUGUCUACCAAAGGAGGUACCCGAGUUGGGUACUUUAAAAAAAAAAAAACCUGCCCUUACCCCUCUCCCUAAUGGGAUUUUUUUUACCUGUUCCUGGGCCCAUUACAGAGCCUCUGAAGUUUGCAGUAUGCUUUCAAAUGAAAUAAUAUACUUCCAUUGAUUCAGGAAGCAGAUUUUUUGAGUGCCUAUAUGUGAGACAGUGUGCUGGUUGAAGGCCUGAUGCUGUUAUUCCAGGAGACUGCAGGCCCUUGAUGCCAGGACUCUCUCUACUGAGGCCAGUUCAGGUCUGGGAAAGGGAGCUGGCCUAUUGCCCACCACCUGUUGUCAGUAGGUUAGGAGCUGUUGACUCAGGAUGAGGAAGUAUGGUCUUUAAAAAAAACAAAAUAUAUUUUAGAUUUCUCCCCUAAAGUUAGAGAAAAAGGUCUAUUCUUCAGCAGAUCACUGUGGCCCCUCUUGGAGCUGGGUGUUUUCAAAUUUUCUUGAAAAGUGAGUUGUGUCACAGAAUGUGGAUAGUGAGAUUUGCUUCUGGGCCUGUGGUUGGAAGCCCACAGCUUCCUUUGGAGGGGCAAGAAGUUGGCCUCUCGGUUGACAUUCCAGAGAAAUGGCCAGACUUGCCUCUACCCUUUUGCCCCUGGUGUAGCUGCCUCACAUGAGGUUAUUGCAAGAGUUCCCCUUGCAAUACCCUUUGUGCCCUCAAGAAUUAAAAGCCUCUAUGAUCCAGAGUUGCUAUGCACCAAAUUUUGAUGCCUUCUAAAUACCUUGAUGCCUGUAGCACUAGAAAUGCUUUCCUAUUGAAAAUAAACAUUAAAUUUUAAAAUAGAGCUUUGUAUACUAUGUAAGCAGUUUUAUAUCAGCUUUGUAAAAGCUUUGGUGUUAAGAGUCAAUAUUUUUUGGCUUUGUAGAUAAAGACUUAAAUUUUUGUGCAACAUAGUGGUGUUAAAGCACACAUCCAUUGGACUGUGCAAAUCAAUUUCUACUAGCAGCACUGAGCAACUGGGCACGUGCUAGUACGCACCCCCUCCUACUCUAACUGUGCUAGCUUUUGGGUUGAGGAAUGGAAUGGGUAGCCUUCUGCUUACUGGAGAUGCACAGAGAAACAUGGCUGAAAACAGCUUUAAAAAGAACAUGUCUUUGGGUUCAUGUGUGGUGCUGCUGCCCGGGUGUAAACUAUCCCCACCCAGGGCCAGCCAUUAUCACCAGACCUCUUCUGGGCCUGGCUGUGAAGCCCUGUUUUUGGUAUUCAGAAUGGAUCUUUAAGGCUCAGAUGGGCUCAAAUUGAAACCUUGUAUUUUAUAAAAUGGAUGUUUAGUAAAGGAACUGGUUCUCAGUUAUGUUUACAGCACUUGGAAUUGUGUGUUCUUGUACAUUUUGUAUUUUAAAACCUUUUAUGGGAGUGCAGUGCUCCUUACACAAAUACAAAGGGAAGAAGAGCCAGCAGUUGAGGCUCCUCAGUUUUAGUGCUGAAAUAAUAAACAGUGACAGGUCAACAGUA
Pan troglodytes (chimpanzee) is the source of this 6450-nucleotide messenger RNA. It is a transcript of the gene NFATC3, whose product is annotated as nuclear factor of activated T cells 3. Gene Ontology annotation, molecular function: DNA-binding transcription factor activity, RNA polymerase II-specific; transcription factor binding; RNA polymerase II cis-regulatory region sequence-specific DNA binding. The record is from RefSeq and is a predicted model, not a curated record. Lineage: Eukaryota; Metazoa; Chordata; Mammalia; Primates; Hominidae. The coding region runs from base 339 to 3545 and encodes 1068 amino acids. Gene Ontology annotation, biological process: calcineurin-NFAT signaling cascade; cytokine production; regulation of transcription by RNA polymerase II. Gene Ontology annotation, cellular component: transcription regulator complex. The transcript is spliced from 11 exons.